CGCGUAGUCAGUCCUCGCUCUAACGAGCAACUUCUGGCAAAGAUGAGUAGCAAGCUGAACAGCGAACUCGUAUCCAAGGCUGUGGAUGACAUCCUCGCCUUCUCGGCCGGGGAGACCAUCAAGAGGGGUGACACCGAGAUCGUGGGCAAGAAGCGCAAGUUCACCGAGUCCAUCGAGCUCCAGGUGACCCUGAAGAAUUACGACCCCCAGCGCGACAAGCGUUUCUCCGGAACCUUCAAGCUGCCCACCAUUCCCCGCCCGCGGAUGAAGCUCUGCAUGCUGGGUAAUGCUGUGCACUGCGAGCAGGCUGAGCAGAUCGGCCUCGACCACAUGUCGGUGGAGGACCUGAAGAAGUUCAACAAGAACAAGAACCUCAUCAAGAAGUUCGCCAAGAAGUACGACGCCUUCCUGGCCUCGGACUCUCUCAUCAAGCAGAUCCCCCGUCUGCUGGGCCCCGGUCUUACCAAGGCUGGUAAGUUCCCCACCCUCGUCAACGCCGGAGACAACCUCCAGAGCAAGGUCGACACCGUGCGUGCCACGAUCAAGUUCCAGAUGAAGAAGGUGAUGUGCCUCUCGGUGGCCGUGGCCAACGUGGAGCAGCCCAAGAACGAGAUCGAGCUAAACGUGCAGCUGGCCGCCAACUUCUUGGCUUCUCUGCUCAAGAAGAACUGGCAAAACAUCAAGGUGAUGUACGUCAAGAGCACCAUGGGCCCGGUCCACCAGAUCUUCUUCUAAGAACUUUUUUGGAUGACGACGACGAUGUUUGCGUCUCCCCCGCCCCUGUCUAGACCUCUUUCUCCAAGCGGACUGAUGCUGGGUGUGUGCCUUCAACGGCGCUUUUGCGGGGGGGACCCGCAGCUGAUAAUUGUUUACUCUUACCGUUCACUUGCGGUUGUUCACCCCUUGUCUCUACGAGAGGCCUUUCGUUUCGUGUGCGCUCAGGUGUGUGAUUUCUUCACUCUUGCCUGUGGGGAAGCAAUUGUGUGAGCGUGCCGAGGGUGUUUUGGCCUCGAGUUUGGAGGUUUCUGAGGGUUGAAUUGUUGGGAGUGUUUGGGAGCUAAACAGCUUGCAGUGUCUCUUUGCCUGAAAAGGUUUUAGUGCAUGGCAAUCUACGCCGAUAGGGGGUCGGUUCUUGCCGGGGCCGCCCCCUCUCUGAAGACGAGGACUAAAAAAAAACGAAAGUUUGAACAAAAAA
Ectocarpus sp. CCAP 1310/34 is the source of this 1195-nucleotide messenger RNA. Lineage: Eukaryota; Phaeophyceae; Ectocarpales; Ectocarpaceae. The record is from the annotation of a GenBank genome assembly.